This is a messenger RNA of Jaminaea rosea, 2692 nucleotides long. RefSeq lists its product as hypothetical. Bases 231 to 2606 code for a protein of 791 amino acids. The record is from RefSeq and is a predicted model, not a curated record. The transcript has a single exon. NCBI's taxonomy places the organism in Eukaryota, Fungi, Basidiomycota, Exobasidiomycetes, Microstromatales.
AUUCAUCUCUUUACCACUUGUCAUCCCUUUCAGCAUCGAGCGCCCUUUGCCCCCUCCCUUUGAUACCCUCCGCCUUUCCAGCAUCCACUCAACUUCUCAGCGGUCACGAUCUUCCUUUCUCGCUGAUCCUUCUCAGCUCGCUUUCACGGCUGCAUACACUCGGACCAUAGCAUCGCCGCUCAACAUCAACAAGGCAGACACUGCCCUCGUUGCUUUUGACGUACAGAGACAUGGCGUCACAGCGUGGCUUUACAGGGCGUAGCCAUCCGCAGUCCCCGCCAGAGUCAUCCUCGUCCUCGAUAAGCGGCUCGACGCAGGCCACGUCAGUCGCAGCGAGCUGCGAGGCAAAUCAUCAGGACAAGAAUGACGCAGCGCAAGCAUACCCAGACACACCUCGCCUGCCGUCAUCUCUCGCAAAGAAUCCCGCGGGCGACAGUUCCACACCUCAGCGACCAGGCAGCUCGCGCUUUGAGAGUCUGAACGAGCUGCUCCAGAAGGCCGGCUUCAAGGACACACGAGUCAUCACGCCUCAAGCAAAGACGUUUGGCGACAUGGCGAGCAACCUGAAAUCGUCGGUGCGGUCCUUCUCUGGCGGGAAAGCUGACAGCAAGACUCAAUACAGUGACGACGGCCCGGACUCGCCCACGCUCAACGCCCGAGCAGCGAGUGAAGCGGGGCGUCGUGGCGGCGGUGGAUGGUUUGGAUGGUGGGGCCAAAAUCAUGGCGAGGCGUCGACCUCGAGCGAUGUAGCGACUCCCAAGGCUGAGCCGGCAGCUUUGCCUGCUGAAGGUAGUGACGAUACCACUCCCGCCGCAACACCAUCAAAGACAGCCCGUCUCGUUCGCCACGCCCGCCAGCAAUCUAGCAUUCACGACAGUCCUCGCUCUCCUCGCGGGACCCGCACCUUCCCCGUAGCAAGUCCGAGCAAGAGACGCAUCUUCAUCCCUGCGACAAGCCCAGCCAAGAAGGCUGCGAGCACGAAUACCCUCUGGAAGGGCAGUCUCGCCUUUCGCCGGUCGAAGGCGAACCUCAAGGAGGCAGCCGCAUCAGCAGCGGGUGCAACGCCAGCGCUCAAGACGAAGACAUCUCUUGGUCAUCUGAGAGGAGGUGGACACGCAGCUGCAGUCGGCGUUGGUAUCUCGACUUUCGACGGCGGGAAAGCUCUCGGCAGCUUGCGCAAGUCUCCGUCCGAGCGAGGCAAGAGAAAAUUGGACGCUGCCUCCGUCAAAGCGCUAGAGAGCCCUACUCGAGCACCAUCUCGUGCGACUGUCGACGAAUGGCGUCGCUCUCUUGCAGACAUUACCACCACGGUGGUCUCAAUUGACGAUGCGGAAGAGGAGGACGAGGACGACGUGACUUCCCCUCCUCGCUUCAUACCGAAGGCUGCCCCUAGCGCUGCCGUCGUCUCAUCCGACCUCUUCGCAUCAGUUGCCACGCCCCUCGUCAGCUCGGAAGCAGCCGUUGCCCCACGCAAUUCGGAGUGCUUUCAAGGUCCCGAGAGGAGAGGACUCCGUCAUGCUAGAUCAGUCGAGGCGCUGAAAGCGGCCAUGGAGGCCAAGCGCGAGAAAGGGCGACCGGCACUUAAGGGCAGGCACAGCAUCAUUGGGCAGCAGAGUGCGCGAGACGAUGUCAUUCCGCCUGUGCCCGAUCUUCCUCCUCAGCACGCUGCAAGCACCAUCGUGUCCAGCCUGCCUAGCGACCCCAGCAUCGCCUCGCAGUCGCUCUUCGACUCGCCCGUGCGCACGACGUACCAAGCAGAGGACGCCGCCGUCAUCUCUCCGCCACAGCCGCCCACACCUCAGCCGCCCGUCUUGACCCUCACUUCUCCCACUGGCGUUCACUCUCCACAAUUCAUCAACCUCUCCGGCAAGGAGUACGAUGCCCACACCUUCUCCCCCACCGAUGGCCGCAUGCUAAUCGAUGAUGGACCUCUACCCCAAGCACUGCGCAACCUGAGUGGUCGCGAUCGUCCUGGCAAGCCGACGCGCGGAAGACGAAUGAGCGCCAGUGCUGGUAGCAGCGGCAGCUCUUCGUCUUCUGCUGACUUGUUGGAUAAACCCAAGCGAACGAGGAGAGGAUGCAGGGGUGGGAGGAAGCACAAACCUGGCGGCACUGAGAGCCCGACACAGCGACUGCUCAGGAAGUCAGCUUCCGUUGGUGUGCUAGCAGGAGUGAGCGAUACGCAGGCGCUACGGCGGACUGCGGCCGCUCGUGCCAAUUCUGGUGGCCGCCAGUCCCCAAUGAUGAGCUUUGGAGCGGCAAUGGCAGGUCAUGAGGAGGAUGACCCUUUCAUGGCUCAUGUGUCGAAGCAAGAGGCGGGCAAGGCUCACUCUCGGGGUAUCGCAGACAUCCUGGCAUCUCGAGACGAGGAGAAUGAGGCGAGCGAGAAUGCUCCUGGACCACCUGCAUCAGCGCAGCGCGGUGUAAGGACCACGGCCUCAACUGGCAGCUUACGCGGCCGCAUUGUCAGUCGCCCGAGCGGCAGUAGCGGCGGCGGCGGCGGCGGCGGCGGCGGUGGUGGCGGUGGGCGACGUGGUAGUAUGGACUCGCCUGUCAAGGCAAUGGUUGCCAGGCGUGGGGGCAAGGUUGCGGUAGUCCGACAGUAGAGGAUGGGUACCACAAGCAGGGACCCAUAUUCACGCAUCGAUCGUAUCAUAUUACGUAUAUCUAAUGAGCAUCUUAUGAGGACCAC